AUGGCACAAAACCCCACGAACCUCGAUCAUCCCCAGCACAUUGCCAUCGUUGGUGCAGGUGGAGAGAUUGGCUCGCACAUCACUAGAGAGCUUUUGAGAACCAAGAAACACCAAAUUACUGCCUUGAAUCGGGCGGAAAGCACCAGCACCUUUCCUGAUGGGGUGCUUGUUAAGAGAGUCGAUUAUGAAGACCAAUCCUCUAUCGUCGAUGCCCUUUGCGGAAAGGAUGCCCUGAUCAUCACUCUCGCCGGCAAUGCCCCGCCGGAUCAGGAAGUCAAACUUAUCGAAGCCGCAGCGGAGGCUCACGUCGCCUGGGAUUCAAUUCUCGGUGAAAUGAAGCAAAAGACUCGCCGGUACAUUGAGAGUCUCGGCAAGAGUUCUUGGAUCUCACUGGUCUGCGGCUUUUGGUAUGAGUUCAGCUUGGCCGGCGGCGCAGAGCGCUUUGGCUUUGAUUUUCCGAAUCGUACAGUCACCUUCUACGAUGACGGCUCAACAAAGAUCAAUACCAGCACUUUAGAACACUUGAAUGUACAUACCGCAGGGAACGAGAAAGACGGCCCAACUCUUUCGCAGUUCAGGAACCGGCCCAUCUAUGUCUCAUCCUUUCUGGUGAGCCAAAAAGACAUGUUUGAGUCUGUCCUCCGUGUCACUGGUGCUACUGAGGGAGACUGGAAGAUCAAGUAUCAGGAUGUCAAGCAGCGCUACGCCGAAGGGAAGGCAGAGAUGCAAAAGGGAGACAUGACUGGCUUAGUUAAGCUGCUCUACGCAAGGGACUUUUUCGUCAACGGCGGUGGCAACUAUGAAGCAUCGAGGGGCCUACACAAUGGCACCUUGAGCCUACCGAGGGAAGAGUUAGAUGAUCAGACGAGGACUGCCAUAAGGAACAUGUAA
Molecule: messenger RNA, 891 nt
Organism: Colletotrichum phormii
Lineage: Eukaryota; Fungi; Ascomycota; Sordariomycetes; Glomerellales; Glomerellaceae
Exons: 4
Coding region: 1-891 (296 amino acids)
Source: RefSeq, a predicted model, not a curated record